Molecule: messenger RNA, 955 nt
Organism: Lycium ferocissimum
Lineage: Eukaryota; Viridiplantae; Streptophyta; Magnoliopsida; Solanales; Solanaceae
Product: receptor kinase-like protein Xa21
Exons: 4
Coding region: 1-831 (276 amino acids)
Biological process (GO): protein phosphorylation
Molecular function (GO): protein tyrosine kinase activity; ATP binding
Source: RefSeq, a predicted model, not a curated record
AUGGAGUUCCUGAAUGACUAUGACAUCUCUAUUAUGUAUCAUCCAGUGAAAGCCAAUGUUGUUAAUGAUGCCUUGAGUCACAAGGCAGUGAGUAUGGGAAGUUUAGCGCUAUUGAUUGUUUCCAAGCGCCCGUUGGCCUUGGAAGUUCAGACUCUGCCCAAUAGUUUCGAUCUUCUUGAUAUUUCAACCCUAGGAUUAGCUGAUCCAUUGUCUAUUGCAACAAGAGGAAGAAUUUCAUGCUAUGAAUUGCUCCAAGCAACUGAUGUGCUUAGCGAAAGUAAUCUGAUUGGUUCUGGGAGUUUUGGCUUUGUCUACAAAGGAAUUCUUAGAAGUGGGGCUGCUAUUGCAUUUAGAGUGUUCAAUAUGCAACUAGAAGUGGCAUUCAAGAGAUAUGGUUUCCACCUAAGCGACUUUGGCAUUUCAAAAUUGCUUGGUGAAGAUGAGAUUGAUUUAUACACUAAAACAUUAGCAACGUCAGGUUAUAUUGCAUCGGAGUAUGGACAGGAAGGAUUGAUGUCAACAAAAUGUGAUUUCUAUAGUUUUGGGAUCAUGUUAAUGGAAACAUUUACAAGGAGAAAGCCUAAUGAUGAAAUGUUCGAGGGAGAUCUUAGCUUUAAGCAAUGGGUGAGUAAUUCACUCCCAGAGGCAGUAAUGGAUGUUGUAGAUGCUAACUUGGUAACACCAAUUGAUAAUUACUUGAAGUUAGAUUGUGUGGCAUCGAUCAUGAAACUGGCAUUAGAUUGUUGUGUUGAAUCUCCUGCAAGACGAACAAACAUGAAAGAUGUUGUAAGGAUGCUACAGAAGAUCAGGGUUCAACUUCUCGCAUGUUGAACAUGUUCUUGGAAACUCUUGUUCCAAAUUACUUGUUUUGUUGCAAAUGUUUGUUAAAUUGUUGUAUUGAUGUGAAGAAUGUAUUUUAUUUUAGCACUUUUGAAAUCAUAAUUACAAUAAAUCU